AUGGGUACUCUUGUUGGCAUGCCCGUAACUAUCCAAAAAGGACUUCGCUGGAAGAAGGACCGGUCUUCAGGAGUGAUGCCCGAGUGGACAGCCGACCCCAGCAUUGAGGACAUCACAACCCUCGUGCGACGAGAGCUGAAGAUCCCGACUCCAGACCCAUGCAACAACUUCAACAAUGAUUACACCGUCACAUGUGGCCGCGGCCAAGAAUACAUCCUGCGUCUAACUGUCCCUGUCGACGCACGAUCAAAGACUAUGAGCGAGGUGGCUACUAUCGAGUACAUCCGUCAUCACACUGAGGUUCCAGUACCACAGGUCUUCUGCUACCAGGCUAAUACCGACAACGAACUUGGACUUGAGUGGAUACUCAGGGCGCGUAUGCCCGGCCGCAAACUGGGUGAUGAAUGGGAGGGCAUGGACUAUCUCAAGAAAGAGCAGUUACGGUUCGAUAAACUGGGUAAUCUGUAUCCCGCGAAUGAACUUCCUCACUUAACCACGCCAGGCCUGAAUGAUAUCGCCUUACUUACACUGGAGGCCUCAUUCCUCUCUACGAAAGUCGGCCUAGGCAAGAUCGUCUCCGCGCCCUUCUUCUGGGGCGCACACAUCGACCACAACGUCCCGCGCGGCCCUUACAAGCAUCCGCGCCUUCAAUAUGCCCGUAAAAAGGUCGAAGAAGCUAAGCAGCGAGCGCAGCGCCUACUUGAUCUCAUACCGAAGGUUUUUCCUGAGCAGGCGGAGGAAGAGGUAUUCGUGCUCCACCACCAAGACCUCCACGCAGCCAACAUAUUCGUCGACUCCAACGGCUCCUUAACCGGUAUCUUCGACUGGGAAUGCGCGCACAUCGCCCCCCUAUGGCUCGCAUGCCAACUACCCUCAUUCCUAGAGCUGACUGACGCUACCGCAGCAUUGUCUGCCUACCUCAACAUCGAAUAUGUUAAUGAGGAGUACAAAACGCAAGUAAAGCUUCGACAAUUUUUCCUGGAAGAGAUGCAGCGUAUCUGUCCCGAAUGGGUCGAGGUGCACAAGGCUGGUCAGCUGAAAGUAAGGUUUGCACAGUGUGUGCAGCAUUUUGGUAAGGCGGGUGAUGGGAAGUGGAUUGAGAGGUGGAUUGAUGGGGUGGAGAAGGAGGGGAGUGCGCCGAUGUUGAAGGAGAUUGUGAGGGCUGAGUGGGUUAGGGAUUAUGUUCAUGGUGGGUAUCCUUUUGCGUCCCGGCUUUUCUAG
Molecule: messenger RNA, 1221 nt
Organism: Alternaria arbusti
Lineage: Eukaryota; Fungi; Ascomycota; Dothideomycetes; Pleosporales; Pleosporaceae
Exons: 4
Coding region: 1-1221 (406 amino acids)
Source: RefSeq, a predicted model, not a curated record